GCGGCGGGGCAGGGAGGGAGCGCGGCCCGGCGGGCAGCGGCCCCGGCCCGCAUCUGCGCCCCUCGCUGUCCCGCGACCCCGGCGCGGGUGCCUCGGGCCCCCCUCGCGCGCCGCCAUGGUGGGCCGGCUGAGCCUGCAGGAUGUGCCGGAGCUCGUGGACGCGAAGAAGAAGGGCGACGGCGUCCUGGACAGCCCGGACUCGGGGCUGCCCCCCAGCCCCAGCCCCAGCCACUGGGGGCUCGCGGCGGGCGGAGGCGGCGGAGGCGGCGGAGAGCGCGCGCCGGCACCGGGGGCGCUGGAGCCCGACGCGGCGGCCACCCCCGCGGCUCCGAGUCCAGUGUCUCUCCCCCUGACUCCCGGCUGUGCGCUGAGGCUGUGUCCCCUGUCCUUUGGCGAAGGAGUGGAGUUUGACCCCUUACCACCAAAGGAAGUAAGGUACACCUCCUCGGUCAAGUACGACUCCGAGCGGCACUUCAUCGACGACGUGCAGCUGCCCCUGGGCCUGGCGGUGGCCUCCUGCAGCCAGACGGUCACCUGCAUCCCCAAUGGCACGUGGCGCAACUACAAGGCUGAGGUGCGUUUCGAGCCACGCCACAGGCCCACGCGCUUCCUCAGCACCACCAUCGUCUACCCCAAGUACCCCAAGACCAUCUACACCACCACCCUGGAUUACAACUGCCGCAAGACGCUGAGGAGGUUCCUGUCCAGCGUGGAGCUCGAAACCGCGGAGCUCCUGGGCAGCGACGACCUCUCCGAUGAACGCUGACCCAGCAGGCGGGGCUGGGGUGGGACCGGCUCUCCCGCUGUCCCGCCCCCGACUGCCCUGGCCAGGCUGGGUGACCUUACCCUUCAUGUCAUUCCAGCCCCAGAGGAGUCUAACCUAGGGAUACCUCCAAGCCCGGACGGGGGAAGAGAAAAAAAAAUCACUGCAUCUCAUAAUUCCUGAGAUCUUUGUGUUGUAAUUUUCAAGCUGUUUUUAGAGGGAAUCUAUGUCCUGGUUUGCUGCUGUGGGCAGGAAAGCAGCAGCACUCUGGGACAGGGAGGGGGAGAGCUCUCCCUCAGGUCAGUGUGUCAGAAGAAGAGCGUGGAAAAAGUGAGAUUUAAGAAAUUUCAGCCACGGGUGUUUUCACUGCGCAAAAGUGGUGCUAAUUCAGUAAACGGUGACGCCUGUGUGGGUUCAAUCUGUGGAGAGUUGAGUUCCGUUCCUUUGUUUUUAAAUUUCCACCUCCAUUUGUGUUUCCUGUUAACCUAAACUCUUGUAAUUCUCUAAAUCUUUUUUCAUGAUAUAUAAAAAAAAAAAUCCCAAACCACAAUUUAAGAUGCCUUUAAAAAAAAAAAGGGUUCUCCGUGUUGCCACCUGCUCCGGGAAGGCCAGGCUGAUGGGCGGCCUGGUUUGGGAGCAGCGGCCUGGGCUCUGAUUGCUUCCUGACGGUCAGGUCCAAGCACAGGCUCUGAGAAAAUGCCUGGAACUCUUGGUGUCUGGUGACCGUCUCCGCAGGCUUCCGUGAGUCUCCGAUAGGUGUUUUGGGCUUUUGGAAUACUUUCAGAAUACUUUCCCAUUUUUUCAUAAGGCAAAAUGGAGUGGAGGGCCUUUUUUGACGGAAACAGCAUUCUAAGAGUAUGCUUGGAAAACACACGUUUUGGGAGUCCACGCGGGGAGCGGACACUCAGGACAGGAAGCAGUGGCCCUGACUGACACCUGUGGCCACCUGGAGGAGGCAGACACAGGCGAUGACCUGGUUCAUCAUGAGAGGGGCCGGGGUUGGCCCAGUCUUAGGGUUUGGAUGGCGUCAGAAUUGCAGAGGGUUUCUGCCAGCGCCUUAGGUCUCAUUCAAAAAGCAAGGAAGCUGGGCGCGGUGGCUGGCGCCUGUAGUCUCAGCUACUUGGAAACUGAGGCAGGAGGAUCUGAGCCCAAGAAUUCGAGACCGGUCUGGCAACAUAGUGAGCCUCCAUCUCUAAAAAAAAGUGGUAGGAAAAAAAAAAAGGCGAGGACUUCUGUGCCCCCAUCCCCUGACCCCAGACAAGCUAAGGUGCAUUCAGAGUAGGGAAUGAUGUCAAAACCUGCCGCCGUGGUGGCGCGCAUUCCUCCUACACCACCGUAUGGGGGCAGGUGACAGUCAACUGAAAUGGUCCCAAGGACCGUGUGAAUUCGGCUGACCCGGCCCAGCAGCGGGGUGGACCAGGGUGCGGUGGCUGCAGCCCUGCCUCCCGCCACCCCAUCCUCCCCUAACCCCUUCUUGGGACCUCCUGCCAAUCCCUGCGGUGUUUGAGUAAAGAAAGGGGCUGAUGGUUUUACUUUUUUCUUCCAAUAUUGGAAAGAACAAACUAGAUAUUUCCUUCGAAUACAUCCAAAUUAUUUCAAGUGCCUGAGGGUCACCGAGCACCGUGGGCUCAGCUCGGCUGCAGCUCCGGGUUUCUGCGGGUGGCUUCCAUCUGCGCCGACAGCUGAACUGAGCUCCGUGGUGCCCCGGAGCCACAGCAGCAGGUGCAGUGAUAAUCGCCGUCGUGUGCAGUCGCUGGAGUCCGGGAGAGCCACGUUGUCCUCUGCAGACAACAGCAUCGGUCCGCUGUGCCCCUAACCAAUGCACCGACGCCCUGUGGGCAGGGCCUGCCGCCCACCCGUGGUCUGAGCUGGCCAGGCUGAAGCUUGGCUGGGACCCAGUGAGGGGGCACCCGGGGACCCACAGUCUCCUCAGUCACGUGCAGAGCAAAAAAUGCUUCCUGUGUUUGGAAGAGCAAGUGACGCAGCAUUUAUUGAUAAAAAUGGAUUUUUCUGUCUGAUUUCAUGCUGUGGUCAUUUAAGUGGUCAAUGUCUUUUUUUUUUCUUUUUUUGAGAUGGAGUCUCGUUCUGUCGCCGAGGCUGGAGUGCAAUGGCGCCAUCUCGGCUCACUGUGACCUCCACCUCCCAGGCUCAAGCGAUUCUCCUGCCUCAGCCUCCGGAGUAGCUGGGAUUACAGGCGCGCCACCACGCCCAGCUAAUUUUUGUAUUUUUAGUAGAGACGGGUUUCACCAUGUUGGUCAGGCUGGUCUCGAACGCCUGACCUUGUGAUCCACCCGCCUCGGCUCCCAAUAAUUUGUAAGUUAUGUUAGCGGGAUCCUCAAGGCCUUGCUCUGCCCCGUGGAGACGCUUGCUUGGAUGAGCUCAGGAAACAGUAACGGCUGCGUGGCAGGCGUGGGUCCUGUGUGGGAGGACGUGGCCUUUGAACACCGCUGUGUUCUCAGACGUCCUUAGGAGAUUUUUUUUUUUUUGUCUUAGAGGGACUGUGUUAAGUUCAGACAAAUCAUGCUAGGUGUGGAGAGAGUCUGAAAUACGUCAGUGAAGUAAGUAGCAGUGAGCGAUUGUGAAUGUGUAAUGCAAAUGGAAAACUGGGUUUUCUUGUGUUAAGUUAUUCACUAGGGAGCCAAUUGUAGUUCUUUCUAAUCCUCUUUCUCUCCAAACCUGCUUUGCUGAAAGUUGCAGGAAAGGAAGUCUGUGGAGAGAAAGGGAACACUUCAGGGUGUGUCAGAGGGCGCCAUCCACAGUGGAUUCCUGUUUGUUUGCAGGGUGGAAGCAGUGAUUUUUAAGACCCACUGAUUAAAAACAAACAUUCCUAAGUGUCUCUGAGAGAUGCUGUUUAUUUGUUAAUUAAAAAGCUUUUUUCUCAGUGUCUUAAAUUAUGACUUUCAUGUAAUAAGGAUAUUUUUAGUGAAAAGUUGUUUUCCUUUCAAAUUACAAACCUUUUAAAAAAAUUAAUUUGAGCGAGUACCUUUUCAUUUGACAUUUUUUCCUGUUUCUAACCUUAGGAAACCAGAAUAGCGUUUGGCAGACAUGACGUUUUCAGUUUACCUUUGACACCUGCCCCACUCCAUUUCGCUUUGUGAUGUCUUCAUUUAACAAUAAAUUAUCUGAAAAAACAAAA
Nomascus leucogenys (northern white-cheeked gibbon) is the source of this 3899-nucleotide messenger RNA. RefSeq names its product refilin B (gene RFLNB). Gene Ontology annotation, biological process: actin filament bundle organization; negative regulation of bone mineralization involved in bone maturation; skeletal system morphogenesis. Gene Ontology annotation, molecular function: filamin binding. NCBI's taxonomy places the organism in Eukaryota, Metazoa, Chordata, Mammalia, Primates, Hylobatidae. Gene Ontology annotation, cellular component: actin filament bundle. The record is from RefSeq and is a predicted model, not a curated record.